AUGGCACCACAACUCGCAGACAUUCUCCAAGACUCCGUGUUCCGCCCGGAGCUUGUCCAGCGCAUCACUUUCCGCUCGGCCCCAGCAGCUCUAGAGGUCGUCCCCUACAAUCCAGCAUGGCCUAACCUCUUCGCCGCCAGCAAAGAGCAAAUGACCGCCGCGCUCGGCGAUAUAGCCGUCGCCGUGCACCACACCGGCUCCACAAGUGUGCCAGGCUUACCAGCAAAAGACACCAUCGACAUUGAUCUAGUCGUCCGAGAUAGCACCAACGAAGCUGAAUACGUGGACAAACUCGAACAGGCAGGCUUCAAGUUUCUGUUGCGAGAGCCACAUUGGCAUGAACAUCGCUUUUUCUAUGCUUAUGUGCCUCACGCCGUCAAUCUUCACGUGUGGAGUCCGGAUUCUCCUGAGGUGGAGCGUCAUUUGAUCUUCCGACAGCGAUUACUUGACUGCCCCGAGGACAAGGCCAUGUAUCUCAAGGCUAAGCAGCUAGCAGCUUCUCAAACUCGAGAGCACAAUGGAAAUCUGCAGGACUACAACUUGCUCAAGGAGGAUACAAUCCGCCAGAUAUUAAGGAAUGCAUUCAAGGAGUUGGGCUACAUUAAAUAA
Aureobasidium vineae is the source of this 609-nucleotide messenger RNA. Lineage: Eukaryota; Fungi; Ascomycota; Dothideomycetes; Dothideales; Saccotheciaceae. The record is from the annotation of a GenBank genome assembly.